Messenger RNA from Chlorella variabilis, 453 nucleotides. RefSeq lists its product as hypothetical. Gene Ontology annotation, molecular function: oxidoreductase activity, acting on iron-sulfur proteins as donors. The transcript has 4 exons. Bases 1 to 453 code for a protein of 150 amino acids. Lineage: Eukaryota; Viridiplantae; Chlorophyta; Trebouxiophyceae; Chlorellales; Chlorellaceae. The record is from RefSeq and is a predicted model, not a curated record.
AUGACGUCCUCGGCCACCUUCAGCGCGCUGCCCACAGCCAGACGGGGCGUGUUUAGGGCUGCCAGGGCCACCCGGCGGCCACUGCGGGUGUGCGCAAACAUAGCAACCGAUGUGGCCCCUGAGCUACGGAGCUUAGAGGUCAUGCGCAAGUUCUCGGAGCAGUAUGCCCAGAGGACGGGCACAUACUUCUGCAUGGACCUCUCGGUGACGGCGGUGGUAAUCAAGGGCCUUGCGGAGCACAAGGACGAGCUCGGCGCACCGCUCUGCCCCUGCCGCCAUUAUGACGACAAGGCAGCCGAGGCGGAGCAGGGCUUCUGGAACUGCCCCUGCGUGCCCAUGCGCGAGCGCAAGGAGUGCCACUGCAUGCUGUUCCUGACGCCCGAGGACGACUUCCGGGGCGAGGAGCAGAAGAUCAGCCUGGACCAGCUGGUGGAGAUGACAAAGGACAUGUGA